GACACACACACAGACACACACACACAGACACACACACACAGACACACACACACACACAUAGACACAGGCAGUACGCUAAGCACUACACUACCGUUCCCCCUACACAACACACGCGCGCGCGUCCAUAGGUACACAUACACGCGCUUGCUGCAGACACACACAUACACACACAUACAUAACCGCACAUACACACAAACACAUACACACACAUGCAUACACACAAACAUACACAUACAUACAAACACACACAUACAUACACACAAACACAUACACAAUACACACACACAUACAUACAGACACACACAUACAUACACACAAACACAUACAGACACAUACAUACACACAUACAUACAGACACACAGACAUACACAUAAACACAUACACACAUAGUCAUGACCCGGCUUUGCCCGGGACUUGUAUCCACCACGCCCGGCCGCCUUUGUCUCCCCAGUGGCGAUGUUAAUACGCCACACCAGUUACUCGUUUUGAGGCUGAGUCCCUCCCUCGCCACUCUGCCUCCCUCGCCACUCUGCCUCCCUCGCCAGUCUGUAGAGGACGUGAAAUUUGUAUGAAUUUACCUCAGAGUGGCGUGUUGGGUGUCGAGGCCUAGCACCGUGCACAAGCCUCCCGCCUUGCCUGAUUUUCCCACCCGGCGAACGCUGGGUACGGGUGCCGGUCCCCCCCCCCCCCCGCGCUAUUAAAAAUGGCGUCCACCCCGCGGAGAAAAGUUGCUACUCGUUGCCAGGGGCAACCGCCGUCCAAUGAAAGCGGCGAAGGCGUGGCUAGCCGUUGCCAGGGGCAACCGCCGUCCAAUGAAAGUGCAGUCCACACACACACACACAGACACACAGACAUGAACGAUUUUAUAUAUAUAGAUUAUUUCCUUCUACGUGAUGACUUUACCGAAAGAACCAAGAAAAUGUAUUAAAUGUUUAAUUAAUUGCCAAACGGCCAAUUAAUUAAAUAGGCCGGAAGUCUUCUUUAAUUAAUUGUCAAGCAGCCAAUGGGAAGCCGCGUGGUGUGAGGGGGCGUGGCCGGCGUUGAACCAAUCAGCGGACGUUUCUGAUACUUUUGUCAGCGACCAAUCAGGGAGCGGCGUCUCCGAGUCACGUGUUGCUCCUGCGGCGCUCGACGUGGUGACUGUCGGAGGAAGAGGGUGGUGGUUGUUGUUUGUGUUGUUGUUUGUGUUGUUGUUGUACACUACUAGUAUAUAUAGUAGAGAGUGUGUAAGUGGUGGUGAGUGUUGUGUUGUUGUUUGUGUUGUUGUUGUACACUACUAGUAUAUAGUAGAGAGUGUGUGAGUGGUGGUGAGUGUUGUUGUUGUUUGUGUUGUUGUUUGUGUUGUUGUUUGUGUUGUUGUUGGUAUCCGACAUGAGCUUGACCCGUCAAGAGGCCUACACGGCGCUGGGACUUCCCUAUGGAGCCCCUGAAGCAGAAAUUAAAUCCGCAUACAAGAAGCUUGCCCUGGAAUGGCAUUCAGAUAAGAAUAAUCACAGCAGUGACACUGCUGCCAUUAGAUUUCAGCAAGCUACAGGAGCAUACCAACUCCUUGCUGCGGAGAAAACGGAGGCUCACAUGAGCUUGGAGGACAUACUGGAUUUAUUGAACGUGAUGUUUUUUGGAGCUAUGGGUGGAUUCCCAUUUCAUCGUCAGCGUUUUGUAUUCUCCAAUGGAGAUCGAGACAAGUUUUGCAUCUCGGAUGACGGCAAUGUGGAUGACCUGUUGAACCCAAGCGGGGGUUCUCACGAACCCAGCGCCUAUCCCUGCCAGAGCAGCCGUGAACCCUGCCAUGGCACGCAAGCCAGCAGCAGCAGCAGUAACACCUCCACAGCUCACACGGAAGCAAAUCAUAAUGCAGCAGAUCUUUUCCAGGAAGAGGAAAAUGCAAAAACGAAGACUGAGACUAAACAGAAGAGGCGGAGGGAGAGAAAGCGGCAAGAGAGAGGAAGGAAAGAGCGGCACGAGAAGCCGGAAGACGACGACGGAGAGGCUCCCGCCAGCGCUGUACCCCAGGAACCACGUCUUGACACGUUAACUCGACGCAGCAUAAAGAUUGCAAUACAAGGUAAUCGCUUGGUCAGAACACAGAGUUAUGCAGAAGCCAUUGACAAGUUUACCGACGCAAUUAGCUUAUGUCCGCGAGAUCAUCGAUUUUAUGGAAAUCGGUCAUUUUGUUUGGAACAUCUUGGAUUGUACACUGAUGCCUUGUUCGAUGCGGAGAUCGCUAUAUAUCUAAACCCAACAUGGCCCCGGGGAUACUUCAGACAAGCGCGGGCUUGCAUUGGACUGAAG
Molecule: messenger RNA, 2292 nt
Organism: Lethenteron reissneri (Far Eastern brook lamprey)
Lineage: Eukaryota; Metazoa; Chordata; Hyperoartia; Petromyzontiformes; Petromyzontidae
Molecular function (GO): protein binding
Source: RefSeq, a predicted model, not a curated record